GUUGGUGCUAGAUCUGUCUUUAUCCACUCUAAGGAAUUACUUGGACAUGUGUAGCAAUAAUUAUUAUAAGAGGGCAAUACAAUUGCUCAAAUCAAAUCAAUACUAAAGGCGACCAAUUAGAGAUCUGAAGCAUGAGGCAUCAUUAUGAGAUCUACGACACAGAGAAGGAAAUUACACAGAUGGCUACACCAGGAAGCGGCCAACGAGGAACUGAAAACACAAACAUGGAGAUUUAAAAACUGUGUUUGAGUGUCACGGCAAAACUUCCUGAUUUUGUACAGCAUCAUACUUAUAUGGUUGCAUGAAAAAGGACACCAAUAUAUCAAAUCUAUGAAUGUAAAUAAAAUAGAGGACAAUGCCUUUCAUUUUUGUGUUCAUUCUUUUUGGAUUAGCAUGGCAUAUUCAAGGUGAACAAUUGGAUAUAUAUUCUAAGUUUAAUGACGGUGAUGUGAUAUUUACGUGGAACAAUGUUUCUUCAACCUACCAUGUAUUUAAUCGGAACACAACAGGAAACAAAUUGAUCCGAGGUUAUAAUAAAACUAUAAAUUCAACAGAAUAUACUGUUCGAAAAGCCCUGCUGUACGAUUCCAUCUAUAUUAAGGUCAAUGUACCUGGAAAGGAUGAUUUUUACAACAUCACAUACGAAGUGACCAAAGUAAAAAGCCUAAUUGGGAAAGCAGUUAAUGUGUCAUGGACAGCUUCGUAUUUCCCAAAGAGCGGGAUAUAUGACGUGUAUCACAGCAAGAAAAACAAAAAAAUUUUCCAAAUAAGAAGCAAUGGUGAAAAUAUGAGUUUGACAAAGUAUAUUUAUAAUACUAGGCCUUAUUCUUCUGAAAAUAUUUCCUUUGAGAUAACAAACAUAACAAUGGAUGAUGCUGGAUAUUAUAAUGGCGGAGAACACCUUACAGCAGCGGGGUCAGGCGGAGGCGUUGUUCUAAUAGUUAAAGGCAAACCUUCAAAGCCAGACAUAAUAGGAGACCGUAACGUUGAAGAAAAUGAAUACGUAGAACUGACGUGUUUCAGUCAAUCCACCUCUGCCCCUGACUACUACUCCAAGCUCCUCACCUUGUCGUACACCUGGUUUGUCAACGACACAAAGAUAAAUAUCACCAGUCGUACACUAAUUUUAAAUGUAACUAAAGAUCUCAAGUACAACAGGUACUCGUGCACAGCGACAGAAAAAGACUUAACGUCAGAUAAGAGUGAUGGAGUACGAAUCAACCCUCUGUAUGGACCAGAUGGUAUAACAUUUGAUACACUUCAAACUGAUACAGUUAUUGGAAAGGAAUGCGCAAAAGUUGGUCCAUACAGAUGUAUCGUCGACUGUAACCCGUCUUGUGAAAUAACAUGGAAACGUACCCACUUAAGUGGACAAAUUGAUGUGAUAUCAAACAAAAGCCAUUUGCCACGACAGCAAUUGAAAAAAGACAUGACAUCGCUUAUUUGUGAAGUUAAAUGGAAUUAUCAAACCCCAAUACAAAAAACUAUUAGAUUAGACGUUCAAUCCUAG
Messenger RNA from Magallana angulata, 1510 nucleotides. RefSeq lists its product as uncharacterized. The coding region runs from base 356 to 1510 and encodes 384 amino acids. The record is from RefSeq and is a predicted model, not a curated record. The transcript has 7 exons. NCBI's taxonomy places the organism in Eukaryota, Metazoa, Mollusca, Bivalvia, Ostreida, Ostreidae.